Messenger RNA from Sabethes cyaneus, 2730 nucleotides. RefSeq names its product glycerol kinase (gene Gk2). The record is from RefSeq and is a predicted model, not a curated record. The transcript is spliced from 13 exons. The coding region runs from base 457 to 2160 and encodes 567 amino acids. Gene Ontology annotation, cellular component: mitochondrion. NCBI's taxonomy places the organism in Eukaryota, Metazoa, Arthropoda, Insecta, Diptera, Culicidae. Gene Ontology annotation, biological process: glycerol metabolic process; triglyceride metabolic process; glycerol-3-phosphate biosynthetic process. Gene Ontology annotation, molecular function: glycerol kinase activity.
GUUGAAAUGUUUGCCCUAAAUUGAGCCAUUUAGUUUCAAGAACGUCACAGUGCGACAAUAGUCGACCCAGAACUUGGAAGUGUAGCUAGCGGCACCGAAUCAACUUCGUGGUUCGCCAUCGCGAUUGCAAGCAAACAAAAGCCAGUUAAUCUAUAGCGAAAACCAGCGGCUUGAAUUCCUUUGCCAUCAUCAUCAUUAUCGUCAGUACCGAACCUGCCCCCGAAGUGUUCGUCUCGUCGAUGAUAGUGUAAAGCUAGCGACGCACACCACAGUAUCGGACUACCUCAAAGUCGAACAUUAUGCAACGCAUAUAAAUAUAGAAGGGAACGUGGCGUGCGAAAUCUUGUCGCCUGUCAACCAGAAGAAAGCCACUUUAUCUGAGUGAUACACGAAGCUUUACUAAAUUCAUCGUACUGCUAUCUUCAGAAUUUUAUAAUUCCAAAUAAAGUAACCAUUAUGGCUACAGCACUAAAAAGCAAGGUGGCCCAAAAACCUUCAAACAAGGUGAUCGGUGUUAUCGAUGAGGGGACCAGCAUCACCCGGUUUGCGUUUUUCAGGCUGCCCGACUUCGUUGAAAUUUGCUCCCACCAGGUGAGCAUCACUCAGAUAGCACCACACGAAGGUUGGGCCGAGCAGAGUCCGGUUGAGAUACUGGAGGCCGUCCGGCAUUGCGCCGUCGAAGCGUGCCACAAGCUGGAACAGGUCGGCUACAAAGCAACGGACAUCGCAUCGAUCGGUAUUACCAAUCAACGGGAAACUACGGUCGUGUGGGACAAGAAAACGGGCGAGCCACUGUACAACGCAAUCGUCUGGGAUGAUAUCAGGACAAAUUCCACGGUCGAUAAGGUGCUAGCACGCCUACCGGACCAAAAUCACAAUCACUUUCGGUUGAUAUCGGGAUUGCCCGUUUCACCGUACUUUUCCGCACUGAAACUGAAAUGGCUGAAGGAAAAUAUCUACGCCGUUCGGCGGGCGUGCCGAGAGAAGCGUUGCUAUGCCGGAACAAUCGACACGUGGCUUAUAUGGAAUCUUACGGGUGGCAUCGAAGGGGGAGCAUUUGUAACCGACGUCACGAACGCUUCCCGCACGCUGCUAAUGAACAUCGAAACACUACACUGGGAUCCGCUGUUGAUUAAAACAUUUUCGCUACAUGUGGAUAUGCUACCGGAGAUUCGCAGCUCGUCGGAGAUCUACGGAAGGAUAGAGAAUGUUGGAAGCGCAUUGGACGGUGUUCCGAUCAGUGCGAUACUAGGCAAUCAGCAGGCCAGCUUGGUUGGUCAGCAGUGCUUCCGGGAGGGACAGGCGAAAAACACCUACCGAAAGGGAUGCUUUCUGCUGUACAAUACCGGCGACAGGUGCGUUCAUUCCACUCACGGACUGGUAACAACCGUAGCCUACAAGAUGGGACCAAACAGACCGGUGGUGUACGCCCUGGAAGGAUCGGUAGCGGUCGCAGGUUUUGCGAUGAAAUGGCUCAGGGAUAACCUCGGGUUGCUGACAGACAUUCCAAACGAUUCGGAGGAGAUAGCCGGAAGUGUCUUCUCUACCGGAGAUGUUUACUUCGUACCUGCAUUCACUGGCCUUUACGCACCGUACUGGAGAAAGGAUGCCAGAGGCAUCAUCUGCGGCCUGACCAGCUUCACCACCAAGCACCAUAUCAUACGGGCUGCCCUGGAGGCCGUCUGCUUUCAGACACGUGAUAUUAUCGAAGCGAUGAAAAAAGACUGCGGCAUAAAUCUAACCAAGCUUCAUGCGGACGGUAUCAUGACCAACAACAAACUGCUGAUGCAACUGCAGGCCGAUUUGAGCGGAAUUCCAGUGUUAAAAACGGAAGUCCCCGAUCCUGCUGCACUUGGUACGGCGAUGGCUGCAGCGCAAGCGAGAGGUAUUGAUCUCUACGACAUGGAACCGGACAACUGGGAUCAACAAUUACACAUAACUCAUGAGACAUUCCUGCCGACUACCACCGAGACGGAGCGAAACGUACGUUACACCAAGUGGAAAAUGGCCGUCCAGCGAAGCUUGGGCUGGGUUGUAUGCAAAAAGAGUAAAGACAUGACUGACGAACGCUACGCGCUGCUUGCGUCCAUUCCGGCGAGUCUCUUCCUGGUGUCUUCCUUCCUGAUGCUGGUGUUCUCUCAAACACGCCAAACAAGCUGAUGAGCCCCGGCGUGCUGCUUUGCUGCUGCUCAAGCAUGUGGCUGCUGUUAGCUUCUUUCAUUAGUUUACUACCUACUCCUAGAAGUGAUCGUACACUGACAUGAAUUAGCUGGACCAUCUUUAUACCUGCCAGCAUUCGGCACAAGGUGCUUAAUUUUACUAGAAUAACUGUGAACAUUUCGGACAGGAUACUACGUACAAAACAAUAUUUUUUUCAGUAUCGCUACUACAUUCAAUGUUAAGAACAUUCUAAUUCAUAAAAUUAAGCUACGAGUAACAAUCGAAGAAGGUUUAUCCGAAUAGAGUUUUUGUUAUAACCAAAUUUUAAGUUUUCGUUGUGGUUGUAAAAGAUAGUGCCGCUGUAGUAGUUAGUGCUUAAAAGUUGACAAAGGCCAAGUAUUGCUAACUCUUCCAGUUUAUGUUUAAUGCGGUUUCAGUAGGUAUGCGCUGUAUUUGUCAGUUUUCAGCAAUUUAUUUUAAAUACGUAUAAGGCAACGACGAAUUUGAGACUUCUUUAAAUUAUAUUUUACUUAAAGUGUGUUGUUAGCAGAUUAUACUAUCAGGUGUUAC